Saimiri boliviensis boliviensis (Bolivian squirrel monkey) is the source of this 1403-nucleotide messenger RNA. RefSeq names its product transmembrane protein 69 (gene TMEM69). The record is from RefSeq and is a predicted model, not a curated record. NCBI's taxonomy places the organism in Eukaryota, Metazoa, Chordata, Mammalia, Primates, Cebidae.
AGAUUCUGCUGCCUGGGAGCCAUGAAACAGAAAGUCAAGAACGGUUCAGGUACCUUGUUCAACAUCUGGCUUCAACUAGAAAUUAAGAAUGGUCCCCAAACAGAAAGCCGGGCGUAGGAACCAGUUAGCAUAGGUCAAGGCCCUACCCGGACUUAUUUUCUUUUGAGUCCUCAGGAAGUAGGGGGCUUUCUCUGAUUCCACUUGCCGGAAGUGUGUUUCCAGGGAGAGGCGGGCUGUUUUCUUGCGGCUGUUUUCCAUCUCUCUGUGCAACGCUGAAAAAUGCCUCUGAGUCAGAGCCUCCACUGAGCUGUAACAACACGUUAACCAGAACUGCCCGGCAUCUUCCUGAACAAGACUUUCAAUAGGGGCUAGUAUGCUUCGCUUCAUCCGGUUUUCUCAAACAUCUUCAAAGAUGCUGAAGUACUCUUUCCCAGUGGGACUAAGAGCCAGCAGAACAGAUACACUUUCUCUCAAGAUGUCUCUCCAGCAGAACUUUUCCCUGUUUCCAAGGCCUUGGCUUUCUUCUUCAUUUCCAGUGUAUAUGAGCAAGACACAGUGCUAUCAUACAUCCCCCUGCAGCUUUAAAAAGAAGCAGAAAGCAACACUUCCAUCCAGGCCACCAAGCACCAUCUCUUAUCUGCCUGAGAGCCCAAAGCCAGCAUUAUAUAUAACUGUGGCAGGACUAAUCCCCUUCGUUGCUCCACCACUGGUCAUGCUGAUGACAAAAACUUAUAUUCCCAUAUUAGCUUUUACUCAGAUCGCUUAUGGAGUCACUUUCCUAUCUUUCUUGGGUGGGAUCAGAUGGGGUUUUGCUCUACCAGAAGGUAGUCCAGCCAAACCAAAUGUCCUUAAUUUGGCUAACAGUACAACUCCUCUUUGGUUUUCAUGGUUUGCCUUCAUUUUUUUUGAAAAACUCAGUGAAGCAGAAGCCAUAGUCACAAUAAUAAUGGGUCUGGGGAUAGCAUUACACCUUGAAGUUUUUCUCUUACCACAUUAUCCCAACUGGUUCAAAGCCCUGAGGUUAGUAGUCACUUUAGUGGCCACUUUUUCACUGAUAAUCACUUUAAUAGUUAAAGAUGCUUUUUCCGAAAAAGAACAUAAGAAACCUGGUCAAAUAUAAAAAUACACUGUAGAUAACAUUAGUAUGCUGGUUACACCUUUUUCUGCUUCUGUUUGGCUCUUUUUUCCCACACCAAUGGUAAUUUACUCUUCACAGAUUGUUCUUCAUUUCUAGAAGUUGUUAUUUCAUAGUAAUUACUUGAGCAAGAGCUUGAAAAUCCCUGUCAAAUGCUUUCAUUUCAUAGUAAACUAGUUUUCGGUCAUUUUAUGAAUAAUAUAGUUAUCAUAGUUAAACAUUUGAAUGUUUUAGCUCUCCUGAAAAUUAAAAGAUUAAAAAUCCCCUU